AUGGAAAGCGGAGCCGCGGAAAAUCAAAGCAAACAUCAAAGAUUUGCAGGACGGCCUUUCAGUCAACACGUAUUUAGAUUCAAGUUUGCUGUCAACAAAACUUCUUCUGAUGUUCCAAAAAAUAGACAAGAACCGAGAUUGUUCCAGGUGAGAAUUUUAGAUGUAUUGUCAUCUGAAAACAAAUAAAUAUCGUAGUUUUAAUAUGAAACAUUUGCAGAUCUUCCUUUCUCAAGCGAAGUUUGGAUCAGUGGUGAGAUUGGCAGAGGAUCAUGGAGCAGAUGGAAAACCAAAGCAAGCAUCAAGGAUUUUCAGUUUGGCCUUCUGUUCAGCACAUGUUUUGGUUCGAUUUGAAAUUGUGAACAUUUAGUCUGAUGCUCCGAGAAGUUUUCAAAAUUCGGAAUUGUUCCAGGUGAGAAUUUUAGAUGUAUUGUCAUCUGAAAACAAAUAAAUAUCGUAGUUUUAAUAUAAAACAUUUGCAGAUCUUCCUUCCUCAAGCGAAGUUUGGACCGGUGGCGAGAAUUGCAGCAGAUUGAAAGCGGAGCCGCGGAAAAUCAAUCAAGCACCAAGGAUAUGCAGACCGGCCGUUUAUUCAACAUAUGCCUUGGUUCGAUUUGAAAUUGUAAAACACUUCGUCUGA
Molecule: messenger RNA, 637 nt
Organism: Caenorhabditis angaria
Lineage: Eukaryota; Metazoa; Nematoda; Chromadorea; Rhabditida; Rhabditidae
Source: the annotation of a GenBank genome assembly